Molecule: messenger RNA, 420 nt
Organism: Candidula unifasciata
Lineage: Eukaryota; Metazoa; Mollusca; Gastropoda; Stylommatophora; Geomitridae
Source: the annotation of a GenBank genome assembly
AGACACCAGCAACCUCAGAGACACCAGCCACCUCAGAGACACUAGCCACCUCAGAGACACCAGCCACCUCAGAGACACCAGCCACCUCAGAGACACCAGCCACCUCAGAGACACCAGCCACCUCAGAGACACCAGCCACCUCAGAGACACCAACCACCUCAGAGACACCAGCCACCUCAGAGACACCAACGUUCUCAGAGACACCAACCACCUCAGAGACACCAACCACUCUAGAGACACCAACCACCUCAGAGACAUCAACCACCUCAGAGACACCAACCACUCUAGAGACACCAACUCGGAAGUUCAGCUGAGACGGCCCAAGAAGGAGGAGAUCACUGCCGGAGUGGACAUCAUCCUCAAGUGCCAGGUGUCCGGCAACCCGGAGCCAACCAUCUUAUGGUACCACAACAAAUUCAG